AUUCUGGAACAGAAUAACGUGGAUGUCCGUUGCACUGACAAAAAAGGUAACACGCCGCUGCAUUACGCGGCCAGAGCAGAUAAUCGCACAGCAAUGAGUCUGCUGCUCAAACGAGGAAGUUACAUUGGACACAUGAACAAGUUCAACAUACCGCCCCUUAUAGACAUCCCGGUGUGCACGUUGUCGGACUACUUCGACGACUGCUUGAAGGAGAUAAGCGAUCAAACGAACGAGGACGUAAUCGAGUUCGACUAUCGUUGCUUGAUGCCACAGAACGUUUUCGCGCAACAGGACACAACUCACCGGCCGACUCGCGAGAUGGAAGUGUUCCUGUACAUCGCACGUCACAAAAAUCUCAAGCAUCUGCUGAAACAUCCGUUGCUUUCGUCCUUUCUCUAUCUCAAGUGGCUCAAGAUACGGCACAUCUUGUACGCCAAUCUCGUCUUUUGUGGGAUUUUCCACAUUCUGCUGAAUGCCUAUAUUAUCUUGAGCAUGACUUAUGAAAAUUCUCCGAACGAUAGUGGAACGCCAAUAGCCAGUAAUAGUUUCGACAUAGCUUUGGGAAAUACUCUCCUAAUUCGCUGCUAUCCGGAGAGUAUUCUGCGGACCUGUGUUAUUGUAUAUUGGUUAUUUUUAACCAUUCUGGAGAUCUUCCAAUGCGCCUGCUGUCGUUACCGUUACGUGAUGGAUUGGGAGAACUGGCUACAGGUCGUGCUAAUUAUAUCCAUCUUCAUUUUGUUGUGUGGUGCAGGAUUAUGGAGUGGCGUCGUUGUAAUCAUAUUGUCCGCCGUGCAGAUGAUAACUCUGAUCACCCAACAUCCGAAAAUGUCCGCCAACUUUGAAAUGUUUUGGACAGUUUCUCUCGAUUACGUGUGUUUGCUGUUUCCAUAUAUGUUCCUCAUUGCCGCGUUUGCUCUGGCUUUCCAUAUACUUUUCAAGAGCAGCAUAAAUUUUUCCGAUCCCGGACAAUCGUUCUUCAAAACUAUCAUCAUGAUCACCGGCGAAUUCAAUUCUAACGAUAUUUCGUUUGUCUCAUAUCCCAUCUGCAGUCACAUUGUGUUCGUGCUGUUUGUCUUCCUCAUCGCCAUUGUAUUGCUUAAUCUGCUUAACGGUCUAGCAGUCAGUGAUAUCAAUGAAAUCUUGUCUAGAGCUGAACUGAUCGGACUCAUCUCCCGAGUACGCCUAAUCAUCUAUCUUGAAGACAUAGCAUUCGGCGAACCGUUAAAUUGGUUCAGCCACAGAAAAACGCGUUUUUUACGAUGGAAUCCUUUCAGCUUCUUCAUCAACAGAAUUCUUUUAUUUCCAUAUUAUUUAAAAAACGGUAAGAUUACCGUCGUGUGUGACGAUAUGGACAUUCACGACGACAGAUAUUACGUUCAUAACAAUUCGAUAAAUCGUGAUGAGCAUUGGCCUAUUAUGGAAAUGGAUCCUGAUAUAAUUCAACAAGCUAAACGUAUUAUUUCUGAUAAAAAUCAACUGUCAGAUCAU
Molecule: messenger RNA, 1488 nt
Organism: Temnothorax curvispinosus
Lineage: Eukaryota; Metazoa; Arthropoda; Insecta; Hymenoptera; Formicidae
Product: transient receptor potential cation channel protein painless-like
Exons: 2
Biological process (GO): transmembrane transport; monoatomic ion transport
Cellular component (GO): membrane
Molecular function (GO): protein binding; monoatomic ion channel activity
Source: RefSeq, a predicted model, not a curated record